Messenger RNA from Haliotis rubra (blacklip abalone), 528 nucleotides. RefSeq lists its product as uncharacterized. NCBI's taxonomy places the organism in Eukaryota, Metazoa, Mollusca, Gastropoda, Lepetellida, Haliotidae. The record is from RefSeq and is a predicted model, not a curated record. The transcript is spliced from 4 exons.
AUGAUUGGUAUAAAGUUCUUUAUUGAUGCAUUGAAAAUAUCCUCCAUAAAGAGAUGUUUUAAGAAUGAAAGUUAUAAUAACCCGUGUAAUGUUCCCAUCGGACAACUUGCAAGUAUUGAGGAUUUCUUGUCUGAUCAGAUAUUUUAUGAUAACAAUAUUGUUAUUGAUAAGAAAACUAUUUUUUAUGAAGGGUGGUUUCAAAGGGGUAUCUUUCAAAUUUGUGAUCUUGUCGAUGAAAAUGGCAGUUAUCUGUCUCUGUGUGGUCUUGACUGGAACUGUAUUUUUCUAAAAUCGUUUAAAUCAACACAAGACACCAAAUUGAGAUGGUUCCAGUACAGGAUACUCCAUAGAAUUUUAACUACCAAUACUUUUCUUUAAAAAAUUAAAAUAAAAGAUUCUGACUUAUGUUCAUUCUGUAAUGAAGAAAAGGAAUCUAUUUGUCACUUGUUAUGGGAAUCUUCUCAACGCGCAGCUCAGACAGCCAGUACAUCCCAGCGUGAGCAGUCAAGCGAAACACUCAAGAAGUAG